ACUGUUUCGAAAGUUAGUUUGCUUUUAGAAGUGUUCAGAUGCUGGAUUUGGGUAUAAAUUUUGAUUUUUGGGGGAACCCAUUAAACAGGAAUAUCAAUCUAGCUCUGUAAGGAUUAAUGAUUUUUACUUUAUGGGGAGCUUCCUAAUUUGGGAUUAAGGUGCUGAUGAUGUCAAAGCUUCUGUUUUGGGCUUGGCUGAUUAACAGCAGAGGACUUGCAAAGAAAGUGAAGAAUGCUUCUCAAUCGUCUGUGUGUCCAAUCAAAGACUCUGGGGCAAAUCGUGAAUGCCCGAAUUGCCAUUUUGUUAUAGAUAACAGUGAUGUUUUAUCGGAAUGGCCUGGCUUACCAGUUGGUGUGAAGUUUGAUCCAUCUGAUGGUGAACUCUUAGAACACUUAGCAGCUAAGUGUGGGGUCGGAAACUCACAGCCACACAUGUUUAUUGAUGAGUUCAUCCCAACACUUGAGGGGGACAAUGGAAUUUACUGUGAUCAUCCUGAAAACCUUCCUGGUGCAACAAAAGAUGGAAGCAGCAUCCAUUUUUUCCACAAAACAAUGAAUGCAUAUGCUACUGGUCAGAGGAAGCGCCGCAAGGUUGAUAAUCAACGUAGUGUGGCUGCAGAGAAUAUCCGCUGGCACAAAACGGGUAAGACCAAGGCUUUAAUAGAAAAUGGAAUUAAGGGCUGGAAGAAGAUCAUGGUUCUAUACAAAAGUUCGAAGAAAGGUUCCAAACCAGAGAAGAUGAACUGGGCGAUGCAUCAGUAUCACCUGGGAGCUGAAGAUGAUGAGAAAGAUGGUGAAUAUGUGGUGUCGAAGAUAUUCUACCAACAGCAUAAGCAGUCAGAAACGAAUGAUAACAAUGUGGUUGUUGAAGACUCUGACGUCAACGCACUUCAAACUAGUCCCAGGACCCCCGCAACCAAUCCUCCAAUUCCACCCAGACCAGGGAAAUCUGUUUGGUGUGAUGAUGUUCCUGAUGAAGCUAUGCUCCCCUCAUCUUCCAAGGAAGUGGAGCUAGUCCAGGAAGCAUAUCAUGUCCCUCAACCUGAUACUCGGUUUGAGGACAACAUUGGGCAGCCUACCUGGCUGGCAGGCGAAUCUCAGGUUGACGAUUUAGAUAGCUUGAGCGAAACCUUGUUAUGCAAGGAGAUUUUCGGUUAUUCCACUGAUCUAAAUGGUUCAGCACCGAAUCCCAUAUCUAACACUGACUUUAAUAACAAUACAUACGGGGUGACUGGAAACAGCAGCACAUCGUGUGGAAUUCAUGACCUUGAAAACAUUGAACUUGAUUCUCCUCCAGAUUUCCAGCUAGCUGAUUUGCAGUUUUGUUCCCAAGACGGUUUACUUAAUUGGCUCGACAGGUUAUGAUGACGAUGAAAGAGCUUCCGGGAAUGACAUCGAAUUCCCAAUUUUGUGCAAUCGUAGAAUCCAUUUAACUGGCCUCUUUUCCCGCAUACUCUUCAGUGGCAACGAGGCAACUUCAGCGCUCUUGGAGACACAUGGGUUUUCCCGUUGCCCUCUGCAACUUGUCCGAGCUUAUGAGGUGCCCUGGCGUGUAGCCAUGGAGUUAUAUAUCCGUAUCAUUCAGCUAUCGACUACUGAGAUUAGUAUUCAGUGCUCAGAAUGUUCAACUGAAAAUUGGCACCGAUGAUUUUAUAUUCCGCCAUUCGUGCUUCUCCUAGGUGCCGAAAUAUGGGUGAUCGUUGUAUUAAGUAUUGGCGUUGCGUGCUUGUGGACAAGUGAGACUGUUUUUGUCACCAGUGUAUGGUAGAUCAAAGCAUGUUGUGGUAUGCUCAUACAUUGUUGGUAAUAGCAGUCAUGUGAUGGAUUUAGUAAUUUGGAACUUAUUGCAUCUUGACAAAUGUUUGCUGUAUAAUCAAUGGUUUGUUUUUAUUA
Molecule: messenger RNA, 1892 nt
Organism: Pyrus x bretschneideri (Chinese white pear)
Lineage: Eukaryota; Viridiplantae; Streptophyta; Magnoliopsida; Rosales; Rosaceae
Product: SUPPRESSOR OF GAMMA RESPONSE 1-like
Exons: 6
Coding region: 165-1364 (399 amino acids)
Biological process (GO): regulation of DNA-templated transcription
Cellular component (GO): nucleus
Molecular function (GO): transcription cis-regulatory region binding; DNA-binding transcription factor activity
Source: RefSeq, a predicted model, not a curated record